UUUAGAUUUGUUUCACUAGAUCUAUGAUCUUUUUGUUUUUACAGGCAUUAUCAAACCUCUUAAUUCCUGACCACCAUGCUGAUGCCUUCAUAUCUCCAGAAAAUCCAGAGUUGCCAGUUCUUUGGGGAGACAAAGUGAUUGAAUUCAUUUUAGGAGGACUUGUACGAUGGGAUGCACAAUACUUCCUUCAUAUUGCAGAGUAUGGUUAUACACAUGAGAACACACUCGCGUUCUUCCCAGUGUUUCCCAUGCUUGUGAGAUUGAUAGGAAAUAUUCUACAUUUUCCUCUACAGUAUGUAAUGAAUUAUCAUAGUGUUCUCAUUCUGUCAUCAGUGAUAUUGAACUUCUACAUGUUUGUGAAAACUGCCAGUAUUUUGCACAGACUAAGUGAAGAAGUAUUGAAAAGUGAAGUUUUAGCCUACAAAGCAGCAAUAUUAUUUUGCAUCAAUCCAGCGACAGUGUUCUUCACAGCUCCAUAUAGUGAAUGUUUGUAUGCUUUUUUUACCUUCUCAGCUUUACUUGUGAAUCAGUCACAAAGUACUACACGUUCUGCCUUCCCAUUUGCAUUGGCUUCUUCAGUGCGAUCCAAUGGCCUUGUCAACAUAGGCUUUAUACUGUAUCGCAAAUUAUUAGACUGCAAUAAUUAUUACCACAAAAUUCGGAAUGCAACAACAGAGUCAGGACAGCUUUCUCUUCUCUUGGUAGUUGUAUUGACUUUCAACUACACCCUCAUUCCAUUAUUUGUUGGAUGUUUCUUAGUUAUGCUACCUUUUGCCAUUUUCCAAAUGUGGUGCUACCUGACCUACUGUGGGGAAGAAGGUAGCAGUCCUUCCUUAGCUCCCCACUUGGAGAUGUUUGUGCGUUCAAACUUCUUGCAUUCACCUGACCUUGGAGAAGCUGAGUGGUGUUAUAACUAUCCUCCACUUGCAUAUUCACAUGUACAAGACAAAUACUGGGAGGUUGGGUUGUUACGUUAUUAUGAGGUUCGCCAGGUACCUAAUUUCAUGUUAGCGUUGCCAGUUGUUAUGAUUGUUAUUUGUCAUGCUGCAUUAUACAUGGUAGACAAUCCUCAGAUAUGUUGGAGCUUUGGCAUUCCCCAACCUUCUGUGGAUGGUAAGGGGAACAAGAAGAAACCACAUUCCUGGCCAGACAAGGGUAUUAACUCAUGGAGAGUGUUUGUGUACACAGCUCACUCUCUUGGUUUAUGUGCAUUUUGUGUGCUGUGUAUCCAUGUUCAGGUAACAACAAGGUUGUUAUGCUCAAGUUGUCCAGUUAUUUAUUGGUUUGCAGCCCACUUACUUACUGACCAGACUAAAAAAGAAGGGAAGGAUGAGAGGCAGUGUGUUGAAAUCCGGGCUGAAGCAGUAGAAAACAUGAACAGCUUUUACAAGGUUGCCCUUUUAUCAGAGUUUCCCAAGUCAUUUUGGGGUCAGAUGCUUUUAUCUACAGGCUAUUAGCUUGGAUGAGUCCUUACAGCAUUGAACAACUCAUUUUGAGAGGUUCAGUUCUGAACACUAGUGAACUUUGGACAUGUUAUUGCAGUCUUCCAAUUCACGUGAAAAUAACCUCUCUGUGACCCCCUCUUCACAUUGAAUGGAUCACUUUGCCCUUCAACUUUCAUUCUGUAUGUGAUGAAAGUGUAUUAGUGUAUUUUUAUUUGGUAAUUUCUCCUUUUGUUUGCUGUAGUAAUUGCAUACAGUUGGCACUGUUGAUGGUGUUUUCUCAUGAUGGUUUUUCAUAAUUUUUCAGCAGUACUUCUCAUAUUCUUAUUUUAAUGUUAAUGAGUACAGAUUUAUUUUGAGCAUGACUAUUUGCUGUAUAUUAAUUUUCAGAUUUCCAUACAUGUAGAGAAAUGGGUCUAGAAAAGGAUUUUUCUCAAUUUGGCCUCUUUCCACAAGCUUGUGUCAAUCCUGUUCAUAUUAUAAACUUAGGGAAUAGUUAGAUUAAUUUGUCAGGGAUGUGUAGUUGUUAGAUACACGAACAAAUGACAAGUUUUCUAAGGCAAUUUGUAUUUUUCAUAACUACAGACCUGAGGUCUUAACGUUGCACUGCCCACCUCUAGCCGCCCCUCUGUCUUGCCAAAGACAUCCUGAGUUGGGAAAGACUGAACGCUGUGGCAUGGGUGUCUGGUCCUUGACCACUUUUCACCCAAUAUAUGCACGCAUUGCCAGAUCUCACAAGAUUCCUUGUUUUUGUCUGCGAUUUAACUGGAUCCUGCUAGGCACUAGAAAUUAUCCUAUUGUUAAGACCUCAGGUUUGUAGCUAUAAAAAAUACAAAUUGUCUUAGAAAAUUUGUCAUUUUUCCUGUCUCAAGAAACUGAGAUAGUAAUUUAUGAGAUUUUAGUUACCCCUUAGUUUAAAAAACAAAGCUUAUAGCUUCAGGUACAAGGGAAGGUUUGCUCAGACAGUUUUUUCUAGUGGUUGUUGCUUUAGUGAGGCAAGUAAGGUUGACAAAACAUCUGAAAGUUCUUUUCAGAAAAGUCAAGUCAGUUUGCGGGGAAAUGUGACAGGUAACACUAUACCAUUCAUGUACAUAUUCAUUCACUGAUUUUGAGAAUAAUCAUCUUUGUUAUCUCCAUUGUUCUGAAAAUAGCAGAAUAAAUUUAACUGGAUUUCUGUGUGGCCAAAAAGGCAGUCCCUGGUUAUCAACACCGAUCGGCACUGUCAUCAUUGAUUUACGGUUAUUGUCACGCCGUCGGAAAUGGAACCCCCACUGAUAAACGGGGACAGCCCGUACCUAUUUGGUGUGAAGUAGUUGGAAAUGCUAUUUUUUGGAUGAGAGAGAUAAUGAGGAAGGUUAUUUGUUAAUGCCAGAACUUAAUUACCUUAUCAUCAUUGAUUUUGUUAAGUACGUACACAUAUCCCAUGAGGCACAAGUACCUGAGGUUCCUGCUUUCUUCCUUUGUCUCGUUGUGCCUUCUCUCUCAUCUCUUAAUCACUUAAAUGUCCAGUUUUCAGUUUUGGUAAAAAUUAAUGCAAACCCUGUAAGUCUCAAGGUGUAACAACCAUCUUUUAAUCUUUGGAAUGUGCAGAUAAUAAAAAAUUAAAAAAAAACUAUUCCUCUAGAGCUCUGUUCGAGAGAAGGCACCAGUUCCUCUGUAUUAGCUAGUUUUCAAUGAAGCGAACAUAAUUUCCUUUCGUAGAAGACAGUAGAAACUCAUAUUUAGUGCUGCUAAAAAAAUCUGUGCAAAUAAGUUUAAAAGUCUGAGCGGUUGAAUUAAACUCCUUUAAUAAUAUAAAAAAUAUACUUAAGUUGC
This is a messenger RNA of Macrobrachium nipponense, 3257 nucleotides long. It is a transcript of the gene PIG-V, whose product is annotated as GPI mannosyltransferase 2-like. The coding region runs from base 24 to 1457 and encodes 477 amino acids. Gene Ontology annotation, cellular component: endoplasmic reticulum membrane; mannosyltransferase complex. Lineage: Eukaryota; Metazoa; Arthropoda; Malacostraca; Decapoda; Palaemonidae. Gene Ontology annotation, biological process: GPI anchor biosynthetic process. Gene Ontology annotation, molecular function: GPI mannosyltransferase activity; alpha-1,6-mannosyltransferase activity. The record is from RefSeq and is a predicted model, not a curated record. The transcript has 7 exons.